AUGGGUUUCUCGUCUGUGUGCAGGAGGACCGGGAGAACGUGAAGAUCCUUCCCGCAGGAGAGGGAUCGCAGGCCAACCUGAAGAGGAUCACAACUCCUUACAUGACCAAAUAUGAGAGAGCCAGAGUUCUCGGGACACGAGCUCUACAGAUAGCGAUGUGCGCUCCAGUCAUGGUGGAGCUGGAGGGAGAAACCGACCCGUUACAGAUCGCUAUGAAAGAACUCAAGUAAGUGUUUAGUUUGAUGUAUCCUU
This is a messenger RNA of Notothenia coriiceps (black rockcod), 252 nucleotides long. It is a transcript of the gene polr2f, whose product is annotated as RNA polymerase II, I and III subunit F. Gene Ontology annotation, cellular component: RNA polymerase III complex; RNA polymerase II, core complex; RNA polymerase I complex. Gene Ontology annotation, biological process: tRNA transcription by RNA polymerase III; transcription by RNA polymerase II; transcription by RNA polymerase I. The transcript is spliced from 2 exons. The annotation marks the transcript as partial. NCBI's taxonomy places the organism in Eukaryota, Metazoa, Chordata, Actinopteri, Perciformes, Nototheniidae. The record is from RefSeq and is a predicted model, not a curated record. Gene Ontology annotation, molecular function: DNA binding.